GUUCCAGGUUUUUGACUGUCGCUACGUCACAACAACGAGUGGUAUGUUCGAGGCCUUGUGCAACCACAUCAAAUAUAGCACAAACAAAGGGAAUAUAAGGUCUGCCAUAACGGUAUUUCCACAACGAACAGACAACAAGCACGACUUCCGGGUUUGGAACCAGCAGCUGAUCGGCUACGCAGGCUACAAACAACCCGACGGUUCUGUGAUCGGUGAUCCCAUCAACGUUGAAUUCACGGAGAUCUGCACCAGGCUGGGAUGGAAAGGCACAGGAGGAAAAUGGGACAUACUGCCCAUAGUGCUCAGCGCGAAUGGCCACGAUCCUGACUACUUCGACAUACCUAAGGAGUACAUCUUGGAGGUGCCUCUCAGUCAUCCAACCUACGAUUGGUUCGAAGGCCUAGGCUUAAAAUGGUAUGCUCUACCUGCAGUCUCCAACAUGAUGUUCGACUGCGGAGGCAUCCAGUUUACUGCAGCCCCGUUCAACGGAUGGUACAUGAGCACGGAAAUCGGAUGCAGAGACCUGUGCGAUGCUACCAGGCUCAAUAUGCUGGAGACCAUAGCUCUGAACAUGGGCCUAGACACCCGCACUCCCAUCACCCUAUGGAAAGACAAAGCCAUGGUGGAAGCCAACUUGGCAGUGCUUCACAGCUUCCAGCAGAAAGGUGUCACCAUCGUUGACCAUCACACGGCUUCCGAGUCCUUCAUGAAGCACCUCGAAAACGAGGUUAGGCUCAGAAACGGGUGUCCAGCAGACUGGGUUUGGAUUGUGCCACCACUGUCUGGAUCUGCAACACCGGUGUUCCACCAGGAGAUGGCAUUGUACUAUUUGAAACCGUCUUACGAAUACCAGGUUGGUCAACAGAAAUAUUCUUUGUAG
This is a messenger RNA of Acanthoscelides obtectus, 880 nucleotides long. The record is from the annotation of a GenBank genome assembly. Lineage: Eukaryota; Metazoa; Arthropoda; Insecta; Coleoptera; Chrysomelidae.